Molecule: messenger RNA, 1072 nt
Organism: Lycium ferocissimum
Lineage: Eukaryota; Viridiplantae; Streptophyta; Magnoliopsida; Solanales; Solanaceae
Exons: 3
Coding region: 257-814 (185 amino acids)
Source: RefSeq, a predicted model, not a curated record
AAAAAAACAAACAUGAAAAUUCAACGAAAAAACAGUGCGGUGUGGUUGGUGCUUAGUGAAGAGUAGUAGCUCAGUUUUUGGUUAGCUGUUGGGACGUCAUUAUAUUUGGUACUACUAAACAGUAUUUUAUUAUUUUUGCCAGUUGCUAGUGCUUCUUCAGUACUCAAAGACUCUUUAGUAUUGUAUAUCUAGAGAAAGAAAUACACAGAGAAGAGUGAAGAAGAAAUCUUGAUUUUUCUGAUCAAUUUUAGUACCAAUGGCUUCGAAGUUGUUAAUGAUAACUAUUUUCGUAUUGGAUCUAAUUGCUUUUGGUUUAGCUGUUGCUGCUGAGCGAAGAAGAAGCACUGCGAAAAUAAGAGUAGAUAGUGAACAGAGCUAUAGCUACUGCGUCUAUGACUCCGACAUAUCAACCGGCUUUGGUGUUGGUGCCUUCUUGUUUCUCAUGGUUAGUCAAAUAAUUGUAAUGGUGGCGAGCCGUUGCUUCUGUUGUGGGAAGGCUUUGAGCCCUGGAGGUUCAAGGGCUUGUGCCGUUCUCUUAUUUAUCAUAUGCUGGGUUACAUUUUUAAUAGCUGAGGCCUGCUUGUUGGCCGGUUCGGUUAGAAAUGCUUAUCACACCAAGUAUCGAUCAUCAUUCUUGAUUAGCGAUAAGCCUCUAUCGUGUGAGACUUUGAGAAAGGGAGUUUUUGCAGCUGGAGCAGCUUUCAUUUUCUUCACCAGCAUAAUCUCCCAGUUCUACUAUGUGUCCUACUCCAAGUCCCGGGGCCCAGUGCCAUAUGGUGGCGAAUCCGGUGUCGGCAUGGCCUCCUACAAAUGAGGGUGAUCAAGGUUGUUACGACGUUUAUCUUGUUAAAAUAGCUGUGAUUUUAAAGUUUAUGUAUAAUACAACUUUCUAUUGCUUAGUUGCAUUUGAUUUAUUGCUGUAGGAGUCUUAUUGGAGAAAGCUUGUUGUAGGGUUCCAAAUGUCUUGAUUCCUUCCUGCUGCAUAAAUUUUUGUACUAUGUUACACAAUGUGAACUUUUGUCUGCCAAUAUCUGUUAGUUUGGAGAUUAAGAACGGGGACUAUUCUUUUUUC